AUACAAAAAAAAGAAUAAGGAUCAAAAACAACCCGACAACGAGGGGAAACCAACCCGGGGAUACGAAGGAAAACAACCAGAAAAACACAAAGGAAAAUAACCAGAAAAUCCCAGAAGGAAAAAACAGCAACAACUACCCACCUAAAAAAUAAUGAGCAACGAUUACACUCAGCCGCUCCUGCGGGAGGAUCAACGCGCGCUCGCGCACGCCGCGCACGAUCGGAUCCACCGCUUUCUGCACGUGGGCGGCAGUAGCAGUAGUAAUAAUGACAACGAUGGAGGAGGAGAGGAAGAUGCGACAAUAUAUUCAAAAUUACACCGUGGGCGAAGACAUCUUCAACGGUUCCUUACGUCCAAGACGGGACACUACUCUGUCCUGCUGCUCGUCGUGCUGGACGUGUCGUGUAUCAUGGCGGAUUUUGUCAUCAACCUGUUCAUGUGCGAGCGAAAGCAUCCGGGGCAUGGGUGGGCAAUUGCGCUCGAGGCACUGGGCAUUACGAGUUUAGUGUUCUCGUGCCUUUUCAUGCUGGAAUUGAUGGCUUCGGUAUGCGCGUUUGGGUUUGGGUAUUUCAAUUCAUGGUUUCAUUGCUUCGAUGCUACAGUUAUUGUGGCUGGCUUUGUCAUUGAUGUGCUCUUGCGGGGUGUGGUUGAAGAGGUUGCUUCUCUCGUCAUUGUACUGCGACUCUGGCGUGUCUUCAAAAUCAUGGAAGAGCUCAGCGUGGGCGCCCAAGAGCAAAUGGAAGAACUCGUGGAGAGACUGGAAAAGCUGGAGCAAGAGAACCGUGAGUUGAGAAAGGAGAUCAACGCCAUGAAGAGCGAUGCCGCACGCGGUUCGAAUGACCGUGGAUGAGGUUGAAAUUCGUCCAUGAUUGUAUAAAUGCUAGUGAGCGCUCGGCCACGGUCAUCUUAUCACAAAUCUUUAGUUCGUUGGUGCUUCCAAAAUCACCUGUAUGUUAAAGCAGCAUCUAAGCGCCAGCUGUAUAUGCCCUCAUCUGUUCAAGCUCAAUAGGGCCUCAAUAUAUUUCCGCGUAUCAAUGCCUAUGCCCUCGGCAAGUUUACCUGGGCCCCAACCUCCUCUGCCCGCCGCUAUGCCGCUAUCGCGUGCAAAUCGGCCGCUUGAUCUGCUCGCAGGUGCAACAUAGUCGCUAGCUUUCCGGACUAGGUAGGCUUCUCGGUAAUCGCUCAUGGGGGAAUUGUUCUUCAUAUCAAACGGCACAGUUCUGGGGUGCGGCAGUCG
Xylona heveae TC161 is the source of this 1237-nucleotide messenger RNA. RefSeq lists its product as hypothetical. Gene Ontology annotation, biological process: proton transmembrane transport. The transcript has 2 exons. Bases 152 to 850 code for a protein of 232 amino acids. The record is from RefSeq and is a predicted model, not a curated record. NCBI's taxonomy places the organism in Eukaryota, Fungi, Ascomycota, Xylonomycetes, Xylonales, Xylonaceae. Gene Ontology annotation, molecular function: voltage-gated proton channel activity. Gene Ontology annotation, cellular component: plasma membrane.